AUUGAAUUAAAUAAAAAUGAAAACCUAAUUUUAUUAAAUUUAAUUAAAAGUAAAAAAAAUUCAUAACAUUUAAUAAUCUCUGCCUGUUUUCUGCACAAUUGGCACUCUUCCUUGCCUUCUUAUAUACACCCCUUCAUCUCCUCCCUCCAUCCCUCACUCUUCAACUCUCUCUCUUCUUUACUCCCCAAUUUUCGCUUUCUCUCUCUUUCAUUUCCUGGUGGGUUUAUCAAUUUUUAGUGAUAAACCACACCAACAUUGCCUAAACUUUCAAACUUAUAGCAUAUAUACACCCAAACUUUUCUUAAUUUUGUGAAAAGAAUUUCUGGGUUUUUUCCAGAAUUUGAAAAAAAGGAAAAAUUUUAGAGUGUGUAAUUUGUUUUGUGGGUAUUCUGUAAUGGAGAAGUUUGUAAAGUUACCUGGUUCCAUUAUUCCUGUAAUGUUUAUGAUGCUUUUGUGUUUAAUUCCAAUGGCAUUUGCUGGUCAUAACUAUGGUGAGGCUUUGAGUAAGGGUAUUCUGUUUUAUGAAGCUCAGAGGUCUGGGUACCUUCCUCAUAAUCAAAGGGUUACUUGGAGAUCUCAUUCUGGUUUAAAUGAUGGCAAAACUAGUGGAGUGGAUCUGGUAGGAGGAUAUUAUGAUGCAGGUGACAAUGUUAAGUUUGGGCUUCCAAUGGCAUUCACAGUAACCAUGAUGUCAUGGAGUGUGAUUGAGUAUGGUAGACAAAUGGCUUCUAAUGGAGAACUUGGUCAUGCUCUUGAUGCCAUUAAGUGGGGUACUGACUAUUUCAUUAAGGCCCACCCUGAGCCUAAUGUUCUUUAUGGAGAGGUUGGUGAUGGUAACACUGACCAUUAUUGUUGGCAAAGGCCAGAGGACAUGACCACUGACCGAUCCGCCUACAAGAUUGACCCAAGUAGACCCGGGUCGGAUCUUGCCGGAGAAACAGCUGCUGCAAUGGCCGCCGCCUCCAUCGUCUUUCACCGUUCCAACCCGGCUUAUUCCCGGUUGCUCCUCACACAUGCUCGUCAGCUGUUUGAAUUUGCAGACAAAUACAGAGGCAAAUAUGACAGUAGCAUUACUGUGGCUCAAAAGUACUACAGAUCAGUUAGUGGUUAUGCGGAUGAGCUCCUUUGGGCUGCAGCAUGGCUCUACAAGGCAACCAAUGAUCAAUACUACUUGAGCUACCUUGCCCGAAACGCUGACGCUUUGGGUGGAACUGGUUGGGCUAUGACUGAAUUUGGAUGGGAUGUCAAGUAUGCUGGUGUUCAAGUCCUCGUUUCCAAGUUCUUAAUGCAAGGCAAGGCAGGUCCCUACAGAUCGGUAUUCCAAAGAUACCAGCAGAAAGCUGAGUUCUUUUUGUGCUCCUGCCUCGGAAAGGGUAGCAGAAAUGUUCAGAAAACACCCGGUGGUCUGAUCUUCCGUCAGCGGUGGAACAAUAUGCAGUUUGUCACUGGUGCUGCUUUCCUUCUUACUGCUUACUCUGACUACCUUACCUCUGCUCGUUCGAGCAUGCAGUGUUCUUCUGGUCGUGUGGCCCCCUCUGAGCUCUUCUCAACGGCCAAGUCUCAGAUUGACUACAUUCUCGGAGACAACCCAAGAGCAACGAGUUACAUGGUGGGAUACGGAAACAACUUUCCACAACAUGUUCACCAUCGAGGUUCAUCCAUUGUGUCCUACAAGGUCAACCCCACAUUUGUCACUUGUCGGGGAGGAUAUGCUACCUGGUAUUCCAUGAAAUCUAGCGACCCUAAUGUUCUUACUGGUGCUACCGUUGGUGGGCCUGAUGCCUAUGACAACUUCGCUGAUGAAAGAGACAAUUACGAACAAACUGAGCCAGCCACCUAUAACAAUGCUCCUCUUAUUGGUGUUCUUGCUCGGUUGACUGGUCACAGUGGUUACAGCCAACUGCUUCCAGUUGAUAUCCCAAAUGUUCAUCCUACUCCUGCACCAAAAGCCAGGCGUACUCCAUCACCAAAACCCAGGGCUGCUCCUGCACUAAAGGCCAGGCAUGCACCUGCUCCCCGAGCAAAACCAGUUCAUGCUUCAGCUUCAUCAUCUGCUCAUAUUGCGAUCAACCAGAAGACGACAACUUCAUGGGUUCACCAAGGAAGAACAUACUACAGAUAUUCCACAACUGUUACUAACAAGUCUAACAAGACCCUUAAGGACAUGAAGCUGUCUAUUAGCAAGCUUUAUGGUCCAAUCUGGGGUCUUACAAAAACUGGAAAUUCUUAUGGAUUCCCAUCUUGGCUCAACACUUUGCCAGCUGGUAAGAGCCUCGAGUUUGUUUACGUCCACGCUUCAACUCCUGCCCGUGUUUCAGUCUCAAGUUACAGACUCUCAUAAGGAAAAACCGGCUUACAGGUUUAUUUUUCAUGAACUUUGGGGUUGUGGAUGUAACAAAUUGUGCAGCUUAUACUAGAAUCCAGUCCAGGAACUAUCUUUUUUUUUUCCUUUUUCUUUUGCGUUUAUAUAGUUCUACAUAUUUCACUGCAUGAUGAUAGGGCUGUAGAAGAAGAAAAAAAAAGCUUUAGGGGUAAAUAAGAGUGAAAUGCUGGAGGAUGAAAGGUGUGAAGAGACGAAUCAAACGAGUGCUCAUCCUCUUUCUCCUCCGAUUCACUGCUUAUAUAUAUAUAAUUCGCAAGAAUAUGAUUUUUAAAGCCGAAGAAUCUGGUUCUCUAUCGGAAAAACUUGUUGGGAGAGUGGUUUUAGUUUCCUUUCAUGUAGUAGAUUGGGUGCUUUUCGGGUUUCUUUUUCAUUUUUGUGUUUGAUGUUGUAAACUCUGCAACAUUUCAGUUUCUUGUAUGAAUGAAUGGAUAUAGUUUUCAAUUUGUGUAA
Messenger RNA from Amaranthus tricolor (Joseph's coat), 2833 nucleotides. RefSeq names its product endoglucanase 6-like. Gene Ontology annotation, molecular function: hydrolase activity, hydrolyzing O-glycosyl compounds; carbohydrate binding. The transcript has 9 exons. Gene Ontology annotation, biological process: carbohydrate metabolic process. Lineage: Eukaryota; Viridiplantae; Streptophyta; Magnoliopsida; Caryophyllales; Amaranthaceae. Bases 395 to 2341 code for a protein of 648 amino acids. The record is from RefSeq and is a predicted model, not a curated record.